GCCAGUGAGACUUUAGCUAGCGUCCGAACCACCGGUGCAUUCCACCGGUACGAUUUCUACUUGCACGCACGCUGCUGGCCGCAAUUUUCAGCUGCCGCGUUCAAUUUUUAUCUACCAAGCAGUCCGAAGAAUAAAUCAGCACAAGGGUACCGGUGAAAAAUUCGUAUACGAAGAUAACAAAGUACACGUUGACGCGCGUGCGCGAAAAGUUAGGGAUCGCAGUCUCCGCUAAAAUCUCUCCACACACAGAUUCAAGCGUGUUGCGAUUAAAGAAAUUUGUCUGGUAUCGGUAAAUGAUGCGUGAUACGCGGUUCGGUGGUGAAAACACAACCUUUUGAAGAAAUGGGAAAACAGCGAGCUCGUCGAUGACUCGAAAUCUGUUGGGUCGCGUCGUCGAGGAAUGGACAAGGUGCGAGGAGAACGAGCAACGUGUCGGCCUUCCACGCUAAUCGGACGAACGGCGACAGGCUAGAAAUUGGCGACAACAAGAAACGUUCGCGAGCUUGCGGAAACUUUGAUCGGCUUGAUCGCUCUAGGCUGGCUUGCUCGCGAAAUGGAUCGAUUCUCGUCAUCGCCGUCGAUGACGUCGUCAGCGUCGUCGCCGUCAGCGCCGAUGUCACCACCGCCGUGAUCGAACGCGAGUCGAAUUGGACGAUCCUGGAACAGAUCUGCAACCUCGAACGCGGCAGGAGGACAGCUGAUUUUCGAAGUAAGACCCGCGCACCGUUGGCCGAUCACCGUCGCGCACCAUGUUUGGAACGAAACUGCGCACAUGGAUGGAAGCACAUAUCGUGCGAUCGAAAAAGAAGAAGGACCGAAAGGGCAAGGGGGAAAAGGGUUUCGACUCCAAUUCCAAUUCUCCUCGAAACGGGUCUCACAGGUCUCCCGCGUUGCACCAAGUUCAUCCGGUAGAUUCGCCGUCGAGGAACGUGGACGAAAUUCGAUUGCACGCAGAGGAUGGUAAUCGAUGCGGUACUGUGACCGCGUCCUCUGGUACGUCGGCGGGCACCGGUAGCGUCAACCUCUCUUCUCCGGAAAGCGCCUACAGUACCGGAUACUCGACGGACGGUACCUCACCCGGAACCAGUUAUCCACCGGAAUAUUACAUCAACAUCAGGACAGGCACCCAUUACUUUCAGAGUAACGCCAACGCCAAUGCCGGCACAGCCACAGGCAACUACGGUAACAACAACAACAACAACAGUAGCAGCAAAAACAAUAACAACAACAACAACGGCAGACCGAAGAAACCGAGCGAUUCGUCGGAUUUGCCGAUCGCCUCCGCUUCUUUGGUCUCGGGACGCGGCAGACAUGGAAGGUUCGAGGGCAACGUCGAACCUUCCGUCUCUGGCUGUGUCGCGAUGUUCUCUACGGCAACCACGACGAUGGACAAGUCGGGGAAAGACGUCGUUCGAUCCAACGAGUACGGCAGGACGAGUAAGAUAUCGACUCGACGGACGUCGCAAAGUGACGCGAUUCGCUUUGCCAAACAGAUCGGCGAUCGUCGUCCGGAAGAGGAUCUCUCGGUACAGCGAACGGCGUUACCGAAGGAGAGGCGGACCGAGGAAUCCUUCUCGGCCGAAUCUUCGAGGAGCAACUUGACCGAGCCACCGCCUCCUUCCUCCAUACCGCCGCCAUUACUCUCACCGACCGUACAAUCGCCGCGCGAACGCUCGCGAAUCCGAACGAAUCCGUGGCUGUCGGCCAACUCUUCCGGCUCGAGUACCACCACCGGCGGCUUCAAAUCGAGAUCGAAUAUCGACGAUACCAGCAGCGGUUCCGGCCUGAAGCUCACGGAAUCGUCAGGGAGCGCGAGUGACGUAAACGCGAGCAGUGCGCGAGUAGGACGAGCCAGAAGAGAACUGAAACAGGAGAGUCUGAGCGCCGGAAGGAGUCCGAUAAAUCAAAAUUGGAGAAUAGCGUCUGGCAUGGAGAUUCGGCCAAAGAUAGCUUUGUCCGUGCAAAGACGCAACAGCAGCAGUAGCAGCAGCAGCAGUAGCGGCAGUAGCACCAACAGCAGCAGCUGCGACGGCGGUAGCAACGUAAGCAGCGUUGCCGGUAGCAACGGUACCGGCGGUAGUAGCAGCAACGACAACGAGGACGGAAAUAGGAACGGCAACGAGAAGGAAAAUGGAAACGGAAACGGUAAUAGAAACGGUUCGUCCGCGUCGUCGAUCACGCGAAGCGCCAGAUCAUCCGAAGACGAUAUCACCUUGAACGAGAUGAUGGGAAAAUUCGACGAAAGUUACGUUUACGAGAAGGAGACGGACAUUUUGUCGGACAGCGAUCCGACCGAUUGCGAGGACUACAUCGAAUCUCUGUCGGAUCUGGACGCCGUUAGAGACGGCGCCGAUGAAAACGAUCCUCUCGGCAACGAUGACUUCGACUAUAUCGACAACGGUUCGUUCCUCGAUCUCGACAAUCUCGAUUGCACCGGACGUUUCACCAACACCGGACACUGUACUUAUUUCGCGUUCGCCGGCGAACUCGCUCGACGCAGCAGCAGACUGCGAGAGUCGUUGAUGAAGCGGAGGAACAGAGACGACGCGGCGACGGCGGCCGCGGCGGCGAUGCUUCAGAGAACGAUCAGCGCGAAGAAUACCGCGAAGAAGCAAACGUCGCGACACAAGAAGCAACCAACGGACGAGAAGCAGCAGUCGAGCGAAAAACGGAAAAAGAGAUGCUCUCAGCGCAGGAAACCGAAUGUCGACAAACGCGAUCCGAAUACCACCGUAAUAGGAGUCAUUGGUCGGAAUAACGAGCGUAACGGUGACGACGACGACAACAACGACGACGACAACGACGACGACGACGACGACGACGAAGAAGAAACGGCGGCGAACUUAAACCGCGUGCUGGUCGAGAGAAUGCUGCUUAAAAACUCGGGCUUCAAUCAGGGUAGUAGAAGCGUCGGUGGUACGCCGAUUUGUUUGCGUCGCAAGAAACAAAAUUGCGACGUGAACAAAAAUUUGUCACCGCUGCGAACGACCGACGAACGAUCGUCUGCCGGCCGGCUCGUCACCGGUGAUCUUGAUGUCGUCAAGAGACGUUCCAACUCGGUGAGCUACGUGAACGGAAACCUCGUCAGGCGGCGGCUAACUACCACCGACAACAACACCUAUAUGACAACGUUCGCCUCCGAGAUCGCUCUGAUCGAGGCCGAUAAGGAAGCGGACAAAAAGUAUCGAGAAUUGAUCCUCGAGGCAGAAAACAUUUUGGUGAACAUGCAAAAGAAUCAAACCAGCCUACCCGUCGUACCGUCACCCUCGCGAAAGUUUCACAACGGACUGACCAACAAACGGGUCGAACUGAUCAAAAAUACAGAGCUGAACAUCGAACUUGCCCUCUCCAAGAGUAGGAACUCGCAGCCGGAAUUGCAGAGUGGCAGCAUCAAGGAUCUCGAGCAUACCAGUCCCAAGAGGCAGCAAUUCGUUCAACCAUGUUCCCCGAUGCGACGAUUCGUCGAGCGAAACGUUUCCCCACCGGUGCCCUGUACGACAGCGGCCACGUUCCAAUCGAGCUCGAUCAAAUGCUCCAUCGACUCUCCUCUCGCUUCGAGAAGAAAGGCGACGACGACCGUGAGCCAACGCCAGUCACCCGAUAAAAGUAUGCUUCGUUGCUCUCGGCCGAGAGUCUACGAGAAUCAGGAUCCCGACGAUUACGACGGACGGCGAGUAAACGCGAGAAUGGCCACUGCGUCCACGACCAAUUCGCCAUCGGCAGCGACGAUGUUCAAUUGCAACGGUAUCGUCGGUUCGGAUCAGUGCGCCACGCGCUCUCAAACUUCCCCUUAUCUCGUCAACAGGCCUCGUUGCACCUUUCUAGCGCACACGGAUUCUUUCCCCGGAGCAAGUCGAAGAGAACUUCGCACCUCGAGAUCGUCGCUCAACGCCGUAACCAAGGAGGAGGGAGUAACGUCGAGUUCCUCGGACUCGGAGGAAAGAUGCGACGUCAGGAGGCGAGCACCUCUGAUGACUUUCAGGUCAGUCGAUAUGGGUCCCAUAAAGGAAGGAUCCUCCUAUUGUCCGCAAAGCGAACCGGUCAAAAGGAAGGUGUACGCAGGCAGUGCUACCUACGGCAGGAUACAAAAGACUUUAGGGGAGCACGUCACGUUGAGAAAUUCGGACGGGGAUACCGCCACCGACGAUACCGAUGAUUCGAGGAGAUCUCUGAAAGAAAAAGUGGCCAGGCUUCGGCAAGAACGGUUGGCCGCAAACGCGUCCGUAAGCGCUCAGGAUUCGCAGAUCUUCCAGCAUCGAUUGUCCCGACUGCGAAGACAAAUGCUGAUGCAAACGAUUGAGGGCCUGAAGCGAAGUCUCGAGGAUCAGUCGGCGACUUUGAAGCAGACGUGUUUGGAACCGAUAAACUGUCAAAGUAAGAACGGACUAGGAGCAAAGUUGUCGUCGAUUCCGUCGGUCGGUCGGAACAAACAUUUCCCAUAUACAAAAUCUGGUAGCCUCAAAGAUUCUACGGAGUGUGCCCCUAACAAUGGAUAUUAUUUCCUUCCUUUGUACGAUAAAGGGGAAUACGUUUUGAAGGUGGAUCCACCUAGGGGAUGGAGUUUCGAACCUACAGAAAUUUUAUUGGUCGUAGAUGGAAUUACAGAUGCCUGCAGCAAAGGCAAAGAUAUUAAUUUUACCUUCAAAGGUUUUGGUAUCACAGGCAGGGUUACCAGUUUAGGAUCGGAUUCUGGUCCUAAAGGUGUUACAGUAUCAUUGUAUAAAGAAAGCAACAAGCAAGUUCCUGUUGGUACAACGGUUACCAUGGAAGGUGGUAUAUUUUAUUUUACCCCCAUACAACCUGGACAAUAUGUACUCGUUGCGUCCCAUCCCACAUGGAUGUUGAAAGUAAAUACUGUGAAAGUAACGGUACAAGAAGGCAACACAGAACUUCCUAACGAUAGUCUGGUAAUUUAUGGAUACGACGUGAGUGGUCGAGUUACCAGUGAAGAAGAAGCAGUUAGCGGCGUAACAUUUGUAUUGUUUGGAAACGGUGUAGCUAGGAAUUGCGCAACGACACCUAUAAGUAAAGAUCUCGAAUCUAGAAAGCCACUUUGUCACGUUUCGUCGGAUAAAAGUGGUAAAUUCAUGUUUCCAAGUUUAUCACCUGGCGAAUAUAAACUUGUUCCGUGUUAUGUCGGUGCUCAAACUAAAUUUGACGUUCAACCGCCUGAAUUGUCGUUCAAAGUGAAUCACAGCAGCGUCCUAUUACGUCAAGGAUUUAAAGUUACCGGUUUUACGGUAAAUGGUGUCGUCCGUACCGCUAUCAAUGGAGAUCCUUUACCAGGAGCGAAAGUUUUACUUUCUCAGAAGCAAAUCGCUAUAACGAAUGAACACGGAAAAUAUGUAUUUGAUAAUGUAAAAGCCGGUCAAUAUAUUCUGAAAGCUGAAAGCGAGGACUUACUGUUCAAUGACAAAUCGCUCAAGAUCUCUCCCAAUUCUCCGGAACUUCCCGUUUUGAUACCAACAGCGUAUAAAGUUCGUGGCAAAGUUAGUUUAUCGGCGGAGAGAGGUUCAGAUCAUCGAAAAGUUUCCAUCCAGAACACGGCUACCACGUUUGUCAAAGAAAUUGGAAUAGAUGCGAUAACAGGUGAAUUUUCCACCUAUCUCACUCCUGAUACGUAUCAAUUAAGCGUUAUUGUAAGUGCGGAAGAGAGAGCUAAAGGUCUACAAUUUUUCCCACUGCAAGAAACCAUCUACGUGUCGUCCCGACCGGUGGGCGACAUUAACUUCUUACAAUUAAAAGCUACGUUAACAGGAACGGUAAAGUGUUUACCAGAAAUCGAUUGCAGUCAGGCAUCCGUAACGUUGAAGGUACUGGACGGUAUCACGAUAAAAACAAUUCAAACAAAAGUUUCCUUUGAUCAUGCAGCUGGCCAAUACCAAUUUACGGACGUAUUACCCGGCCAUUACGAGGUGUUAAUAGACAAUGAUGUUUUUUGUUGGGCGAAUCCCAGCUACAGAAUUUCUAUAACUUCAGAACGAUCCGAAUUACCGCCCUUUGAACAAACUGGAUUUUCUGUCACUUUCAUAUCUUCUCACGACACCACGGUUGAAUAUUCGAAAGCGGAUGAAUUGAAAAAAUUAACGUUAGCUCUGAACAAAGGAAGCACGAAGCAUUGCGUAUCGGAACCCGGAACGUAUAUAUUUACGCCAAAGAGUUGCCACGUUUACGAGAAAUUGUCUCACACAUGGGAUACGAACACUGUUUCGCCUAUUUUAUUACAUUCGACGGAGCACAGUCAUAUAGGAAACAUUUUAAGUCGAUCGGCGUUAGAUGAAAUUAAAGUAAAAAUCGAGAAUGCAGCGGGUGAGGUUAUGAUACUUGGUCCAUUGAAAUCAACGCGUCACGAAGAUUUGUAUAAAUAUAAAUUCGAAUUUAAGGCAAAAACAGAUAACGUUUACACAAUAACACCGUUAUCAAAUGUCCUUCUAUUCGUUCCGACAUCGCUGAAGGUAUUAGGUGUGAACGAUUGCCAAGACGACAUUGCUACGUUUGUGGGCGACUUAGGGAAGAUAAUUACUGGUAGAAUCAAUCCACCAUUGGGAGGAGUUACCGUGAAAAUAUUUGGUAAUGACAAAGCUGUACCUAUACACAAGGUGGACACACAAGAAGAUGGAACGUACAAUAUCGGUCCUUUGGAUGGAAAAGUAGAAUACAGCGUUACUGCGGAGAAAAAUCAAUUUGUGAUCACCGGGCCUGAUUCCAACGGAGUAUUUGCAGCUCACAAAUUGGCUGAAAUCGUAGUACAGGUUUCCGACCAAGCUGACAAUGUUUCUCUACAGGGUGUCCUGCUGUCAUUGUCCGGCGAACAAAGUUAUCGAAAGAACAGCAUUACCGGUGAGAAUGGGAAAUUAAUCUUCGAUUCUUUGUCCCCUGGCGAAUACUAUUUGAGACCCAUGAUGAAGGAAUACCGUUUCGAUCCUCCAUCGAAAAUGAUCAAAGUCGUCGAAGGUGCCACUGUAAAGAUAGAUCUAUACGGGAAAAAGGUCGCGUUUAGCGCGUACGGUUCCGUGACAUCGCUAAAUGGUGAACCUGAAGCCGGGUUGCUAGUCGAAGUUCAGGGACAAGGAGACUGUGAUAACCUUCAAGAAGAAGCGACCACGGAGGAGAACGGUAGCUUUCGAAUCCGGGGGCUUCAGCCAACGUGUACCUACGCAUUCCGUCUGAAACCGAACGCCGAAGUUAACGCGCACAUUCAACGUACUAGUCCCACCUCGACGUCCAUACAAACUUCGUCGGACAUUCGAGGUCUUCGAUUGAUUACGUUCUACCCUAUAGCGCGUACCGACGUCUCGGUACACGUGCUGUCUAUGCAACCAGAAUACUAUCGUACAUUGAAGAUAAAACUAUGCAAAGAAGAUACACCCGAUUCUCCGAUACACACGUCAAGAUUAACUACUCAGCAGUUGAGUAAGGUCGGUAGCGCUUACAAUGCUGGUUUCCUGGUCCAUUUGCCUCCGUUGCAGGCAGACGGUAAAAAGUACUUUGUGCAAUUAGAAUCUUCGUUGUCUCAUACGUUACACAAGUAUAGAACCAUACCCUUUUAUUUCGAGGCGAAUUCAUCGUUCAAGUAUGUAAAAUUAAUAUUCAACGCGGAACGUAAGGCCGAUCAUAGCGAUAUGAAUCAAACGUCCGUAGUCGCGUUACCUUUUAUCAUACUUAUCACAAUCGCGUUUUUCAAUCGGGAAAAAUUAUGGUUAUGGCUGAACGCUUUAAUCGAAAGGUGGCCAAAAUCGGCGCCGAUUUCCAAAACCCCGGUACCAGCUGUUCCUGUCGAUCCGAGAGCGGACGAUAUCAUAGUCGAACAAAUAAUGAAUAUUAACAAAAGGAAAACCAAACCACGCAAAUUGUAAUUAUUAUCGAUUUUUUGAUCGUUUCGCGAUAUUUUCAGUAGCGUUACGAUGAUUAAUGCGCUCGCGAACGCGAUACGAUCUCUUGUCGAUCGAUGAUCGAUCUCGUUGCAUGUUAUAUGUACUGUGUACAUUAUGUACGUGAAUCGAUUUAGCGAAUACCGAAUUUUAUCGGAAUACUUGGCGCCGUAAAUGUGUACGCCGACUUUCAAGAUGAAAUGUUCGUUACUGCGUUUCUGAAGUAUAUAUGUCACUCUCGUAGAUAAUUAUAUUUUUAUUAUGCUGAUAUAAUAAACAUAAUUUUACUUUGUUACGUUUCGGUACAAUAACGAUUGUUCAAAUGGUAACGUCAUACUUCUAUGGUGAUCACGGAGCAAUAAACGCCUAGAAAACAGAAGAUAAGAAGCUUUUUUAUAAGAACGACUUGCGCUAUCUUGGCGUACUUACUAUAGGAUUGACGUUGUACAUGCAUUUCAUAAACAAGUAAGUUUUUUCGCAUUUAUCUUCCGCGUCUAAAAACAUAAUGAUCAAAACGAUAGAUUUACAGCAGAUAAACUCGCGGUCGAUACAAUCGAUGGAAUACUUACCGACGUCCUUGCAACUAUCUAUCAUCUCAUUACCUAUCUCUUUGUAAACAUCUGGAAUUACUUGUUUUAUUAUGUUGUAUCUUAUUUUACCAUUCUUGUCCAUCUGUACUAUGCAAAACGACAACGCUCUUUUAUAGGAAACGCGAUAUUAUUGUCUAGCUAGGAAAUAUAACGCAUCAACAUCGAACUUUACCAUGUUAAACUUUUCCAGAACGCAUUUAAAGUAACACUUCAGAUUCUCAUCUUCAGGAAAUUCUCCGUAUUCCGUACCUUCGAUGGCCUCUGUAAAAGAAAAUCGUCGUUAGAUUUUAAACGACGCAAAGAAACGA
Bombus pascuorum is the source of this 8769-nucleotide messenger RNA. RefSeq lists its product as uncharacterized. The transcript has 23 exons. Gene Ontology annotation, cellular component: endoplasmic reticulum membrane. The coding region runs from base 750 to 7856 and encodes 2368 amino acids. Gene Ontology annotation, molecular function: carbohydrate binding. The record is from RefSeq and is a predicted model, not a curated record. NCBI's taxonomy places the organism in Eukaryota, Metazoa, Arthropoda, Insecta, Hymenoptera, Apidae.